AUGUCCUCGGCCUGUCGCAGGAUUGCGACGACGAGGAAAUCAAGCCGGCAUUCAGAAGGCUCGCUCGACAGCUGCAUCCGGAUGUGGAGACGGGCAGCGAGGCCCGUUUCAAGCGGCUGGUCUGGGCUUCACGGGAGCUCGCCAGCGCGGCGGGGCGGAAGAAGUGGCGAGCGCGAGGCAGCGGCGAAGCUAUGUCGCUGGAAGAGUACGAGCUCGAGAACGAGGAUUUCGCAUUCGACUUGA
This is a messenger RNA of Symbiodinium sp. CCMP2456, 243 nucleotides long. The record is from the annotation of a GenBank genome assembly. NCBI's taxonomy places the organism in Eukaryota, Dinophyceae, Suessiales, Symbiodiniaceae.